GGCUCAGGGCCCUCGCUGGAUUGUGGGUGGCACCAUGUCGACUUCGCUCUGCCGCUUUAGGAUGCGCUUGCAAGUGCACUUUCUGCACAUAAGAUUGUGCGGUGCAUUUCGAUCAGCUUCCCAAAUUGCACCCAGCUCAAUUGGUGACGAGAUUGAUCCUACCAGGCUGGUCGCAGUGCCCGAAGAACGCUUCCAAGAACUCGUGACGGCUGAAGUGGCGUACUUGGCCACUGUGCCUGUCAAGGCUGUUUCCAUGCGACAGAUUGUGACAUGGCGAGAUGCUCGUGACAUGGUGUCCAUCAUCCAAAGGGAGGUACCAAGGCGGUUUGCUCUCAGGAUUCGGCUGAUCGAAACAUUGGACGGCUGGCAGGCCAUCCCUGAACUCGUGAAAAUGCACCAGCGGCUGACAAGAUGGUACAGAGAUUUAGUAUUGCUCAACUACAGCGACCCUGAUAUGAAGGAGUUUGUUGGCACCUUCAAGUCUAUUCGGGAAGAAGGAAAGCAUACCAUUGCUCUCUCAGCAUCUGGCAUCUACAAGCUCCGGAAACGGCUGAACAAAUUUUCACAGCAGGAGACGAACUUUUUUGAUGACUGGCUAGAUGGCUUCUUGCUUUCGAGGAUUGGAACCAACGCUUUGAUUGAUCAAUUUGUUGCCAUAGCAGCCAAAGAAGACGGAGGUUUGGGAAGACCAACCGGCAUUACGGAUCCACGUUGCAAUGCGUCCAACAUUUGUGAAUUUGCCGCCCAAAUCUCCUCAUACAUUUGCUACCAGCGAUUUGGAAGAGAGCCGAAGUACAUCGUCCAGGACUUUCAGGCCGCGACAAGUGGGACAACUUUGGUCAAGCAGGGCCAAAAAGCAUCGCAUCUCUUGGUUGGGUGGGAGUGCUGGAAGAGUAGGACCGCAAGACAACUCCCCUUGCUAUUUCAGCCUGAUCCCCAGCUACUUGCGGUACAUCAUGUGCGAGCUAUUGAAGAACAGUUUCCGGGCAACGCUCCUCACAUCAUCAGAAGAUGACAUGAGCAAACGUCCAGUGCGCAUUCGGGUGUGUAGAGAUGUCCACACUGUUGCAAUCAUAGUCAGCGAUGAGGCUGGUGGGAUUCCCUUUGAAGUUGGGGACCAAAUCUGGUCUUACAUGUACGGCACCGCUGCAAAAAUUGGAACCAAACCAGAAGGCUUUGGAAAUCCCGAGAACUUGACCGGGUAUGGGGUUGGGCUUCCUUGUGCCCGCUUAUACGCGCGCUAUCUCGGCGGAAGGCUUUCGCUCACUUCCUAUCCUGGCUAUGGGACGCAAGCCCAUUUAAUGUUGCCGAGACUUGAUCCAAACGAAGUGCAAUGAAGAUCGAAGGCGAUGAAUGCAGGAGACCAUGUUGGCUCUGUGUGAAAGAACCAUGGAUAGUCACUGUGAAGCGCCUGGAGCAGACGGAGGUUUUAAACGAGGCAGCCUAAGGCAGCGACCGCAACACAUACGAGAGUGGGUCGGGCAUGGCGCGCAGAAAAACUUUACUUGGAAAGCAGGGGCUGACGAUAUCCUGUGCUGCGAGGGUAAGAUCUACGGUGGGGAUUGCAGCGGCAUUGCUAGGAGCCGUGAUACCAAGAUGCUUGCGCCGACCAGCUCAAUACGGUGAACAAAACUACGUUUGCAGUUCUGACAUCCCUGUGCUCGCCUUGUCCGUGUCCCUCGCAUCAAGCUAUGACUUCUUGCGCCUUCGAGUGCCUGCAGUGCGCAACAGGACCAAGCCAUACCAAGCCCAGACUUAGAGCAGUUGUAUAAUUGUCUUAUGUGGCGUGACAGGCAACUGGUCCGGGAGUCGCGCUGGCACGUGUAAAAAAAU
Molecule: messenger RNA, 1833 nt
Organism: Durusdinium trenchii
Lineage: Eukaryota; Dinophyceae; Suessiales; Symbiodiniaceae
Source: the annotation of a GenBank genome assembly